Molecule: messenger RNA, 3236 nt
Organism: Oryza sativa Japonica Group (Japanese rice)
Lineage: Eukaryota; Viridiplantae; Streptophyta; Magnoliopsida; Poales; Poaceae
Product: serine/arginine-rich splicing factor SR45
Source: RefSeq, a predicted model, not a curated record
GAAAUGCCAUUUUCUAAUUCACGAGGCUCCAACCGCGAGAAAGGCGAGACAGAAUGAAUCCUCGCCGGCGACGAGGCGCCGACACCUCCCUCCGGCGACUGGGUCUCCGACCUCGUCGCCGGUGGCCGGACGGGGCAGCCUCGCCGCACGGGGAGCCCCAUCGCCUCCGACUCCGUCUCGGAGUCGGAUUCCCGCCCUCCUUAUGGGAAAAAGAAAAUAUCUCACCCCGAUUCGAUCGCGACGAACCCUCGCACUCCGACUCCGAUUCCAAUUCCAACUCCAAUGUCGGUGGAUUUUAUCCCUCGACGAUAAAAAGGGCGCCACAUCCUCCACCCGAGAUCACCAAAUCUCUCAAUUCCCAAAAUCAAUUCGCGCACCAAACCUCCCAAAUCCCUCUCCCACCAGUUCUUGGAUUCGCCGAGGAGCUCUUGUCCUUCCAUCCAUGGCGGCGGGGUGGCGCGAGACGCCCGCCGCCUCCGCGGCCUUCCCGGUGGCCUACACCGCCGUCCUCGCGCUCUACCUCCUCCUCGGCGUCUUCCCGCGCCCGCGUGGCGCCCCGCCGUGCGAGGCGCUGCUGUGGGAGCUCGCCGACUGGGCGGCCGUGGCCGUCUGCCUCGCCGCCGACGCCUACUUCAUCUACUGCAUCGCCUCCUCCCGCCGCCGCCCCGACGUCCCACCGCGGCUGCCGCCCCCUCCCCCGCAGAUGGAUCUCUGCUAGGGUUUAGGGCAGGGCCUCGCCGUCUCGACAUCGUCAGGGAGUGUCCUUAACCCUUCUUUUCUCAUCAUGCUGCUACUGUUAUUUUCUUCAGUUAAUUAGGAAGGUUUCUUUCUGGUGUAGUUUAGUUGUUAGCAACAGCCCUUGAACUGAAACCAUGGUUAGAAUUUGGAAGAUUAAUGCUGUAGUCUAGUGUCAACAACGCUUCCUUGUGCUGCUUUAAUGAGCUUCUGCAUCACAAUUGCUACUUCUGCUACUAGUCAUUGUGUGAUUACCUUUUGUCUUGCAAGUUUCUACACUUAUUAGGAAGAAUUCUGAUGCUCUUAGAAUAUUGAUUAGUCAUUAGAAUCUAGUUUUGUUAGAUGUGUCGAUGUAGAAAUAGUCGAUUGCGUUCGUGUUCCUUUGAUAAGCCUUCUUUCCAAACUUCAAUCUUGUUUUUGUAAUGCAUAUGAUCCUCCACAUAUAAGGAUCAAAUAGUAUAUUCUAUUGUCAUCUGCUCUGCAAGUCUUGAACUUUGGUUUUUAUCAUACUGCAAAACACCCCUAAUAGUACUUUCUGCAGUUACUUUUUGUCACCUGUUCUGCUAGUAUUACUUUCUGCAGUUAGGAUGAUUUCUGUUGUACUGUAGUUGUUAGCAACAGUCUUGAACUGAAACCUUGGUUAGCUAGCUGUGAAAGUGUCUCAGCCAAUUUUCUCUCCUUUCUUAAUGAAACAACAGAGUUCCUGCUUUAGUAUAAAAAAAUACCAAAAAAAAAUGGUUAGAAUUAGGAAGAUUUCCAAUGUAGUGUAGUGUCCACAAUGUUCUUCAUGCUGCUUCAAAAUCGCUACUUUUACUACAGUCAUUAUGUGAUUACCUUUUGUCUUGCAAGUUUCUGCACUUAAGUAGGAAGAUUUCUGAUGAUAUUAGUCAUUAGAAUCUAGUUCUAUUACAUAUAUCAAUGUCGGAAUAGCAUGUGCCAUGUUUGUGUUCAUAUGCUCCUACACAUAUAGAUCAAAUUGUAUAUUCUACUAUCAUCUGUUCUGCAAGUCUUGAACUUCGGUUUUUAUCAUAGAGCAAAACACCCCAAUAAUUUCCUUUUGGGAAAACGGUUGAGUGAUCAUGAGGUCGAGAGUUCGAGCCUCUGUCACCCCAAAUAUUGAGUGAUGAGGAAAUGCUCCUGUGACAAUCGGGUUCGUCACAUUCAUCUGACCAUCAGAUAUUAAGAGCUAGUCUGAACUCAAUUAACUUGAAUCUUCUUUUUGUAAUGCAUAUACUGUACUCCACACAUGUCGAUCAAAUUGUAUAUUCUAUUUUCAUCUGUGCUGCAAGUCUUAAACUUUGGUUUUUAUCAUAGUGAAAAUACCCCAAUAAUUUCCUUCUGGGAAAACCUAACUGCCAACUAGAUGCACUAGUCUAAAUAUACAGUUAAGGGCUGGAUAUCACCAUUGACUUGGUCUCUUGGUUGAUUUAUUGCUCUGAUGACUACCAAUUCAGGUCGCAUUAUUUUGCACUUGUGCCUGCCCCCACAUAUUUAUUGGUCAAUUUAGUUGGCUCCAAAAGGGUAUAAAAUACUAGCAGUUACUCUAACAUAGUUCUGUGUUUUGCAGUAUAAAUCCAGGCACACCAAGUGGACACAAAUAUAUAGAAUACAUCAUGACUUUUCACCAUAUCAUUCAGUAUGAAUAUGUAACUAGUAAUAAAAAUGUUAUUGAUUUGAAUGUUUUCAAUCACCAUCUAUAUUUUACCUAUCUCAGUAAACUUCUUAGUUGUAUUUGACCCCAUGUCCUUUAGAAUUGCAUAUUCCUUAACAAAGGGAGCAGUUGAUGAGUGAUCCUUUCUAAAACAGUUAUUUGGAUUUGUCUUAUUGUAGUAAUAUUACUUGAUUUGUCACCAAAAGCACUUCCAUGUGUAAUAUCUUUAUACUGAAUAAAAUCGAAAUAGUAAUGAUCAAAGCAUUUACUGAAGAUUGUGUCAAUGGUCUAAGACGACAAUAGAUGUAAUUCAAUUAGGUAUGCCUGCAUUCUAUUUUCAAUGGUUUCUUAAUCUUGUGCUUAACUUUGCUGCAGCCAAACACUGUCGUAGAUGAAGUGGUCAAGAUUGUCUGGAAGGAGCAAAACAUGAAGUCAAUUGCUCUCCAGAAGACAAGGUCAAUCACUGCUGUGCUGCCAAACAAAUCAGUUGUUCUCCAGAGCGCCAGGUCAAUCACUGUUGAGUUCGAGAACUUGAGCGAAAACUGAAGUUCGUGUAUGCUUGGAGCUGCAGUGUUGAGAGCUUACUAACUUCGUGGCUCACUCAUCUGAACUGAGAAGUUACAAAACCCAGUGGUGGAAACCAAACUACACAGGUGUAAACCUGGAGUAGCAGUAGCACUAAAGUAAUUCUGGUCUAACAUAAGUUACUUGUAUCAUUAGCUGUACUGAAUCAUUGUAGAGCUAAUACUAAUAUAUGAAUGGUAUAUAUAAACUAAUACGUGUACUAAGCUGUACCAAACGAUGCACCUAUACUGUUGAGAAGUUCAUAUAUGCAAUGAAUGUUGGUUGA